AUGACAACGCUCUUUUGGUGGAUCUACCAACACCAGUCGCUGGUCCUGUUUACCGACGACGCUCCAGGAUAUUUCAUUGACUUCUCCAAGUUUCUCAUGGUUGUCGUUGUGUACUUCACGCUGCUGUUGGAAAGUUGGUUCAAUCGGAAGGUCGUGGCCGGGAUUUGGUUCGAGCUGGACCGUGUAUACCGUGCCAUCGCUAGCCCAAACUGGGCACGCUUGCAGCGUCGACAUUUCACCGUCGUGGGUUGCUUCCUGCUGUACAGUUCCUUCUGGGAGCUUAGCUUUGCGUACGGUGUCACCGGGACAGCGCGUGGAACCAACUUCACCAUCACCUUCUGGCUGCUGUUCACGCUGGUUCACCUGCGCCAGCUACAGAUUCUGCUAUACACCGAUCUGCUGGGCUUCUGCUUGGCGGAGCUGAACGCCCAGAUGCGCUGGACGAUCGAGUUGAGCCGGGCGGCCACGGAGUACGGUGGUCCCCGGACGGACGGCCAAAUCUGUGGCAACCUCAGUCUGCUGAUGGGCGUGUUCGAGCGCUUCUAUCGAUUGCUCGGCCUGCUGAACCGUGCCUUCGGAGGCUCGCUGCUCGUCAUCAAGAUUAUCAAUCACUCGUUCUUGCUAACCGACACCUACUGGAUCGUUUACGCCAUCAUGAAAGGGCGCCUGCUUGAAGCGAUGUACUUGCAGGCGUGCUUAUCGUCGAAGAUCAUCUGUCUGCUGCUGAAUGCGCACUCGAACGAACAGAUUGUGUUGGAGUGCGCCCGGUUGCGUGAACUUUUACAUCGCAUCGACCUAGGCUGGCAGCUGCGGAGCGUCCGCGGUUGGCACAUGGUGCACAACUUCUUACUCAAACUGGACACGGUCCCGUCGUUCUCGGUGAAUGCGAUGAGUAUGUUCAAAAUAGACUACGGUCUUAUGAUGAGCGUAAGCAGAUAA
Messenger RNA from Anopheles cruzii, 939 nucleotides. RefSeq lists its product as uncharacterized. Gene Ontology annotation, biological process: sensory perception of taste. The coding region runs from base 1 to 939 and encodes 312 amino acids. The record is from RefSeq and is a predicted model, not a curated record. NCBI's taxonomy places the organism in Eukaryota, Metazoa, Arthropoda, Insecta, Diptera, Culicidae. The transcript has 2 exons. Gene Ontology annotation, cellular component: membrane.